Zea mays is the source of this 1788-nucleotide messenger RNA. RefSeq names its product homoserine kinase. The coding region runs from base 404 to 1546 and encodes 380 amino acids. The record is from RefSeq and is marked provisional. Lineage: Eukaryota; Viridiplantae; Streptophyta; Magnoliopsida; Poales; Poaceae. Gene Ontology annotation, molecular function: ATP binding; homoserine kinase activity. The transcript has 2 exons. Gene Ontology annotation, biological process: L-threonine metabolic process.
CACACCGCAGUACUUACCGUAGCGGAUCCCAACGGCUGCAGCAAAGAAGCGUUAAACCGGGUCAGAUCGCCGUCCCGACGGAAUCGAUGAGGAUGGCUGAAGGGGGUCGCAAUUGAGGGCCGCGCAAGAGCGGCUGCGGCGGGGGCUGGGGCGCCGAGGACGGCGGCGGCGAGGAGCGUCCGCCGCGGCGACAACGCUUCGUAUUCCGCAUCGCAGUUUGUUGACCGGAUUGGCUGGAUGGGCCGAACCAGGUCAAGUGGAGAUGGAGAGAGUCCUGGUGUGGUGCGGGCCGCAAGUGUGAGUGAGACGUCACCAUCGAAUCCCACCACAAAAGCUCCUUUCGUCACACCGGCCAGCACCCAGCUUCUCCUCUCCUCACCCCCACGCCCCACCCCACCAAACAAUGGCGCCGGCGGCGACUUCCACAGCCUCUGCGCCCUCCUCCUUCCACUCCACCGGUAGGCAUAGGGCCAGGGUCGGGGCCCGGCCAUCGCUCGUCUCUCUCCGCGUCAGAGCAGCCAAUCCCAACGUUACCGCCGAUCCCGCACCGGCCUUCCAGUCCGUCACGACCUUCGCGCCAGCCACCGUCGCCAACCUCGGCCCGGGCUUCGACUUCCUCGGAUGCGCCGUCGCCGACGCCUCCCUCUCCCUGGGUGACACCGUCACCGCAACCCUGGACCCGUCACUCCCGCCCGCCACCGUCUCCAUCGCCUCCGUCACAUCCCCGUCCCGCCCCAACCUCGCCGAGCGCCUCUCUAGGGACCCGCUCCGCAACUGCGCGGGCGUCGCCGCCAUCGCCGCGCUCCGCGCCCUCGGCGUCCGCUCCCACGCCGUGUCCAUCCACCUCACCAAGGGCCUGCCGCUCGGCUCGGGGCUCGGCUCCUCCGCGGCCUCCGCCGCCGCCGCCGCCAAGGCCGUCGACGCCCUCUUCGGCUCGCGCCUCGGCCGCGACGACCUCGUCCUCGCGGGACUCGAGUCGGAGAAGGCCGUCAGCGGCUUCCACGCCGACAACAUCGCCCCCGCCAUCCUCGGCGGCUUCGUCCUCGUCCGCAGCUACGACCCCUUUCACCUCGUCCCGCUUUCCUUCCCGCCAGCGCUCCGCCUCCACUUCGUCCUGGUCACCCCCGACUUCGAGGCGCCCACGAGCAAGAUGCGCGCCGCGCUGCCCAGGCAGGUCGACGUCCAGCAGCACGUGCGCAACUCCAGCCAGGCAGCGGCGCUCGUGGCGGCGGUGCUGCAGGGGGACGCGGGCCUCAUCGGCUCCGCGAUGUCGUCCGACGGCAUCGUGGAGCCCACCAGGGCACCCCUCAUACCUGGCAUGGCGGCCGUAAAGGCGGCGGCCCUGCAAGCUGGAGCGCUGGGCUGCACAAUUAGCGGCGCGGGCCCCACAGUGGUGGCCGUCAUCCAAGGGGAGGAAAGGGGGGAGGAGGUUGCCCGCAAGAUGGUGGACGCGUUCUGGAGCGCAGGCAAGCUCAAGGCGACAGCAACCGUCGCGCAGCUCGAUACCCUUGGUGCCAGGGUCAUCGCCACGUCAUCCUUGAACUAGCAAAAGAUUCGGAAAGUGGUACUGCAAUUGUAUCACCAAACAAGGAAGAAUGAAGGGGAACCCCAUGGAUUUGUAUGUUUUCUCUUCUUUCUUGCAUCUUUAGGUGGUUAAUUGGCUUUGGAAUAAAUGAGAUGGAGGACAUCGCUAGAACAAUUCUGUUCCGUGGGCUGUAAUUUCAAUUUGGGCUGGUUUCUUUAUCAUGCCAUGGAUAAUUAUGAAUAAAUUUGAGGUAGUUUGUUACC